Diaporthe amygdali is the source of this 624-nucleotide messenger RNA. RefSeq lists its product as uncharacterized. Bases 1 to 624 code for a protein of 207 amino acids. NCBI's taxonomy places the organism in Eukaryota, Fungi, Ascomycota, Sordariomycetes, Diaporthales, Diaporthaceae. The transcript is spliced from 2 exons. The record is from RefSeq and is a predicted model, not a curated record.
AUGUGCUUUGCCUGCGACCGUCUGGGAAUACCUCGAUUGUAUGAGGAAUGGUCAGAUGAACAGAAAAAUGAUGAUGAAGAAGAGGAAGAGGCCUCAGGGCCACAGCUACCCUACCAGCAAAUGGCAAGCAUUGCCCCGAAGAGAAUGACGGUGGUCGAGUCCGCACCAAGCCACGACGACAGGCCUACUUUUGCCGCGUACUCUGUCCAUGAGACUACUCAGCCCGCCGUAUACAUAGCCAAGCCGCCCCCUUACGAUCUACUCAUAUACGAUGUUACGCCAGACGCCAACCCGUCUCGCGCUGAGAAGAUGGCACUCGCCAUCUUUGAACGCACCCAGAACUACAGCAAGGGACAGAAAAAACGACUCGGGCAAGCGAGCCGCCUGGUGAUAAAGGACGCGGCAGUGGCCAAAUCACGGUUCCUUCCCGAGCUCCUCUGUGACGAGUGGCAUGCCUGGGGCACCCUGGUCAUCAGCUGCGUGACCGAACGCUGGGAAGAGGGCCUGAACUGGCUGGACAAUCACCCCGAGGAGAAAGCCAUUACCAUCACGACGGAAAAGGCUCGAAACGCCCGGUUCGGCACCUGCCUCCUCGUCAAGUGGCAGCCCCGAGAGGCAACCUAG